Messenger RNA from Talaromyces marneffei, 2838 nucleotides. RefSeq lists its product as uncharacterized. Lineage: Eukaryota; Fungi; Ascomycota; Eurotiomycetes; Eurotiales; Trichocomaceae. Bases 1 to 2838 code for a protein of 945 amino acids. Gene Ontology annotation, biological process: mismatch repair. Gene Ontology annotation, cellular component: mismatch repair complex. Gene Ontology annotation, molecular function: ATP binding; ATP hydrolysis activity; ATP-dependent DNA damage sensor activity. The transcript is spliced from 2 exons. The record is from RefSeq and is a predicted model, not a curated record.
AUGGCGGACAGCGAUGCACCGAUUCUACCCUUGCCGCCAGAAGUGGCAAAAAAGGUUCAGUCGUCCGUCAAGAUCACAAACCUUAACGGGGUCAUCGUGGAGUUGACCAAAAAUGCAUUGGAUGCGGGUGCUGGCACAGUCAGUAUUGUCGUUGAUUACAGAAGAGGCGGCUCUAUUGUAGAGGAUGAUGGCUACGGUUUACCAGCAGCGGAGUUUAGAGAUGGGAGUGGGCUCUGUCGACCUCAUCAUACCUCGAAGGCAGGCAGACAGUCAGUAUCCAGCUGUAAAGGACAAUUCCUAGCCGCGCUGGCUACCAUAUCUCUAUUGACGAUUAGUUCACGGCAUUGUGGUCAUCCUGAAACUAAUUCAGUGAUCUUUCACGAGUCCAAAGUCAUCUCUCGCGUCGUUCCUGCGCCCACACAUCAGGAAAUACGAGGAGGGCACGGUACUAGAGUUACUGUGAAUAAUCUUUUUGGCAAUAUGCCUGUCCGCGUUAAACACAGAGCUUCAUCUCUUCGCAGGACCGAAGAUGUUGACAAGGAGUGGGAGGAAUUGACAAGAAUGCUGGUAGCGCUAGCCUUGUCAAAUGCGAAUCUCCAGAAACUGCGAUUGUCUGAUAAAGAGAAAUCUCGAUCUCUAAGCCUUCGUAUACCGCACAGAACGACCGAGUCGCCAACUUCAGAACCUCAGAACUCAGAUCUGCUUCGCCUCAAUACUGUGCUCGCCCAGAGUGGCUUGAUUUCAGGCACCAGCGUUGAUGAAUGGGUCAGAAUGUCAGCAAGUACAUUAGAUGUUUCUGUCAACGCAUACGUCUCACUUCGCACGAGCCCAACAAGAUUAAAUCAAUUCAUAUCCCUGGGCAUCAACCCGGUCUUCAAUGAACACAAAAGCGCCAAUGUCUUGUACGACACAAUCAACCAGGUUUUUACAGGAUCCGAUUUUGGAAGUGAAUCAGCCAUGUCAGGAAGUCGGGAAAGUAGACUUCAUGGGACUACACGGGGCGCCAGACGAUGGCCCAUGUUCUGCGUGCGAAUUGAUGUCAAAAGUUCUCUGGAAACCUUCCCACAAGUAGAGACUAUAAUAGAAUCGGACCGUGCUUUACAACAUAUCAUUGAAGUUUUACGCGCCAUGUUCUAUCGGUUUCUGCAACAACAUCACUACCGUCCUCGAAAAAGAAAAAGGGUUGAAAGCGACACUCCAUCAACAUCGCAUUCACGUGACACCCCUACUGUAUCAGCAGCUAGUAAUGUUUUACGGGAUAGAGGUCUUCUGUCCAUGUCUUCCAUGCAAGGUAUAGAGGCGAAGAGUAUGGCUGAAGCAUUUGACAGUGGUGUCAAGAUUCCUACCGCUUCUAAGAAUCGGUCCUCUCAAUAUUUUAACGAUUUCACGAACUGGUCGAGGGUUAAAAGUGGUGACAACAAAGCUGUUAAGGAAUUACUGGUAUGCCGGCCCAGAGAUGCUAGUUGUCCACACAAUGGGACGCCCAUGUCACAAUUUGAAGCGGCAAGUCCUUCUCUCGCGUCAUUACAAAUAGAAGAACAGGCAUUUGAGCAGUUGAAUUCCUCUUCACACACGACACAAGGCGCAGGAGAUGACCUGAUUCGAUGGAUCGACCCGGUCACUAACAAGGUUGUACUCGUCAAUUCACGCACAGGACAAUGUGUCGAAACUCAUGAGAACGACAGGCCAAACACGUCCAUGGGCUUUAUGCGGCCUCGAUCGGCAGCCUCUAUGCUGAGCCGUGUGAGGGAACCCAUCAAACGUCCGCAGACCGUUCCGGCGCAAGGACGAUCGCCCUGGUUCGAAAACCUUGUGACCAACUGUAUCAAUCCAGUUUUUUCGUGUCUUGAAAAGCCAAUCAUGUCAAUUGAAAGCGAAAGUGUGUUUGACAACUUGUCUCGAUGCAACGAUGCACAAAAAAAGUCACAUCAUGACUUGACUGCAACAGAACCGGUAGGAAGCAACAGGCACAAUAAUAAGAUUUCGCGAGAGGGACUUGCUAGAGCGACAAUUAUUGCUCAAGUCGACCACAAGUUCAUCUUGGUGAAAAUGACACCAGCAAGCGAAAAUCGUGCUGACGACACAUCCAACCGAAUCCUUGUUCUUAUCGACCAACACGCUGCUGAUGAAAGAUGUCGACUGGAGCAUUUGCUCUUUGACAUGUUUACACUUGAUGGAGAGUCAGGGGUAUUAUCCAUACGCACGCAUCCAUUCCCCACGCUCAUACAGUGCCCGAUUCAAGAGGACGAGGUAGCUUCGCUUACGAAGUACACAAGGUAUUUUGAAUCCUGGGGCUGCCAUUACAAAGUGCAGCAAGAGCUUGUCGAUGGAAAAAGACAGCACUCGAUCAUAAUCGAGGCGUUGCCGCUGGUGAUCGCCGAACGCUGCAGAUUGGAACCAAAGCUAUUCAUACAACUCAUAAGGAAGGAGAUAUGGAGCAGAGCAGGCGAGCGGAUUCCACCAUUACGGCAAAACACGAGCAUGGCUACUUCGAUAUCCAAACCCGAAAAUCGAUCUUUUCCCUGGCUGCGGUGGAUAGCAGGUUGCCCAGAAGGAAUCCUUGAGCUUAUCAACUCGCGCGCCUGUCGAAGCUCAAUCAUGUUCAAUGACCCUCUACCCAUCGAGGAAUGUCAAAACCUCAUAUCUCGACUUUCGAAAUGCGCAUUUCCGUUCCAAUGUGCUCAUGGUCGACCAACUAUGAUCCCGAUUGUGGAUGAGAGUCGUCAUCUUUCGAGUUCGUCAGCUUUGUCGAUGAGAGAUGAGAGUGUUGUUGAUCACAAUUCCCCAGAGAGACAAAUGGGGUUUGUGGAGGCGUUCAAGAAGUGGGAACGCACAUGA